AGUAGAGAAAACAUUGAAAAGGGUAAUCAUCGUUGUUGUUUGUUGAAGCGGAGAGGUCAAGUAACUGCAAAAUACAUCUCUCUCUCUCUCUCUCUCUCUCUCUCUCUCUCUCUCUCUGUUCUUUUCACUUUUUCUCAUAUUUGCUCUGUUUUCCUCUGUUUCUCUCUGUUUCAUCUUUGUAUAUUCAAAUAACAAUAUAAAAGAUUUUCAUCAUAUUCACAAGUUUUCUUUUCAUAUUCAUCUUCUUUUCUAAACUUUCUUUCGUUUAUCCUAUCCCUUAGGAUUCUUUGAUUCUUACACUUCCUAAACCUUUCAUUUUCUUCUCUAAAACCAUUUCAUGGAUCACUUUUAAUAUAUCAUCUUGUUAAUUUAUAUUUUCUUUACAAGAACAAAGAAAGAAGCUUUUUUUUUUUUUUUGUUUCAAAUCCAUUAGGCUUUUCUUAAGCUAUAUACAUAAUUUAUGAUGAAGGAAAAAGUAGAUUCACCUAUUACAGUUCUUGAGGAUUAUUUUAGAAGUUCAGAUUCAGAAUCAAGUUCUUCCAAAGAACCUAUUUUGGAUACUGAGUCUCAUGAUGAAAAUUCAAAACCUUUUUCAAGGUGGCAUUCAUUUUUUCAAUUGUUGAAAAACAGAUCAAAGAAACAGGUACCUGCAUUGAAUCAUCCUCUUAAUGGAGAAUUCUCAACAAGAAUGAGUAGAAGCAUGAGGGAUAAUAUUCUUCCAAGUUGUCUCACUCUCUCAAAUGCAACUUCAACACCUUGUAGAUCACCAUGGAAAAUCUUUUCUCAUCAUGAUAUACAAAUUGCAACCAAUCAUUUUAGCCAAGAAAAUUUGAUAGGAAAAGGUGGUUAUGCUGAAGUUUACAAAGGGUGUUUGGCGGAUAAUCGGUUAGUAGCAAUCAAACGGUUAACAAGAGGAACUGCUGAUGAAAUCAUAGCAGAUUUUUUAUCAGAACUUGGUGUAAUGGCUCAUGUUAACCAUCCUAAUACUGCUAAGCUUGUUGGUUAUGGAGUGGAUGGAGGAAUGUAUCUAGUUCUUGAAUUGUCCGAAAAAGGGAGUCUAGCUUCGGUGCUAUAUGGUUCCAAGGAGAAAGUACCAUGGUGUAUUAGGCACAAAAUUGCAUUAGGAACAGCAAAGGGUAUAUUAUAUCUUCAUGAGGGUUGUCAAAAAAGGUUUAUCCACAGAGAUAUAAAAGCUGCCAAUAUCUUGCUCACAGAAGAUUUUGAGCCUCAGAUUUGUGAUUUCGGGCUAGCAAAAUGGUUGCCAGAGAAUUGGACUCAUCACAAUGUUUCAAAAUUUGAAGGAACUUUCGGCUACCUUGCUCCUGAAUACUUGCUUCAUGGCAUAGUAGAUGAGAAAACAGAUGUAUUUGCAUUUGGUGUAUUGCUAUUAGAAUUAGUCAGUGGGAGAAGAGCACUUGAUUAUUCACAACAAAGCCUUGUUUUAUGGGCAAAACCUUUGUUGAAAAAGAAUGAUAUUAUGGAGCUGAUAGAUCCGUCACUAGCUAGGGAAUUCAACGUUAGGCAGGUGAAUCUUAUGCUCUUGACAGCUGCUUUAUGCAUACAACAGUCCUCCAUUCGCCGCCCUUCUAUGAGACAGGUUGUGCAGCUUCUGAAUGGAAACCUUAGUUCCUUCAAGGCCAUGAAGAAAACUCGAUUGCCAGUCUUCCGAAGAGUCUUUCGGGAAGAGCUCCUUGAUGAUGAUGAUUCUAAUUAGUAGAUGGAACAGAAAUCAUAUGAUUAUCAAACACAAAAUUUUGAACUUUGGAAUGCACAAAGAAGCAUGCUAUGUACAAAGUAGUUUUUUUUCCCACUUUUAUAUUUUUUUUUCCAUAUGGUAAUAGGGAAUCAAAUACUUAGUUAUGUAAAAACAAAGAAAUAUUGUAAUACCAGAGAGUCUUAACUCACUUGGUACCUCUCUUCAUCUUUAA
Molecule: messenger RNA, 1928 nt
Organism: Trifolium pratense (red clover)
Lineage: Eukaryota; Viridiplantae; Streptophyta; Magnoliopsida; Fabales; Fabaceae
Product: receptor-like cytosolic serine/threonine-protein kinase RBK2
Exons: 7
Coding region: 461-1714 (417 amino acids)
Biological process (GO): protein phosphorylation
Molecular function (GO): ATP binding; protein kinase activity
Source: RefSeq, a predicted model, not a curated record